Molecule: messenger RNA, 1845 nt
Organism: Octopus sinensis (East Asian common octopus)
Lineage: Eukaryota; Metazoa; Mollusca; Cephalopoda; Octopoda; Octopodidae
Exons: 14
Coding region: 462-1460 (332 amino acids)
Source: RefSeq, a predicted model, not a curated record
CAAAAAUCCUAACACUAACCCUAACCCUAACCGUACCAAUACAAUAAGAAAGUCUAUCAUUCAUUCUGAUAAUAGAAUCACUUCAGUGUUCCAAGGCAACAAAGUGUGUAAUUACAUCGCAAGGACGGAAAUACAACGAAAAAGUUUUGCCGAAAACAAAAAAAAAGUUUUUGCAAAAAAGAAAAAAAAAGAUUUUACAAAUAAAAAGAAAAGAAAAGAACACGAUCGAUUUUACUCAUGCUAUUAUUAUGCGUUUCUGGGAAUCCCGGACUUAGUGCAGUCAACUGCAACUUUGACCAUAUAGAGUGACUUGACAAUUAUUCACCAACUUUUGUGGCUAUAUAUGUCAGAGUUCGGCGGUAUCCGAUAUUCACUUUGUUGACAGGACAGGUGCUACCUGCAUCAAUACAAUAAGAAAGUCUACAUUUCAUACAGAUAAUAGAAUCACUUCAGUGGCAAAAAUGAAAGCCCCAGCUUCCAUCGUUUUCAUAGUAUAUCUGUUUUACCAGGUCAGCAGAGUGUCAGGUGUUUGCCCUGAAGGUCAGUUAGAGCAUGGAGACAAAUGCUGUAAACCUGUUACACAUUGUCCAUCAGGUUCUUAUGUGAAAACGUGUGAGAGGAAUGGCAGUUGUGACAAGUGUUUGCCUUGUCCCUCUGGAACUGGGAACCUAUUCAUCACGUCAUCAUUUGAUGUCAAAAGAUGCCAUAAAGAUAACUGCCCCACAGGUUCCUUUCGAACCUCUGAAGACAAGUGUGAGUGUGCCUUUCAUGAUGGUUACAUAGAAACCGAAGACAAAAUGUUCUGUCAAAAAAUUGAUCGCGUAUGUCAGCCAGGACUGGAAUUAAACUUUCGAGGUAGAUGCGAGACUUGUGCAGACGACCAUUACAAAUACUGGAAUGGACAUGGUUAUUGCGUUAAACAAAUGGAUUGUUCUAAAAUACGUCUCUCCAAAAUACCUGGAAAUCAUACAAUCCCUGCCACAUGUCUUGGCUUCAAUGAUACAUGUUCACUGAAAGCAGAAGAGAGGUUCCCACCAUUACCUCCAGGCUGGAAACCUAGAGGAUCACCGAUUCCAUUUGUUCAAGGAACAACAAGGCGCCCUAUUUUAUGGGCAAAAAUAACAACAAAACCUCGUUUGCUACAAACAACACACAUAAUAAAUCCAAAAAAAACAUCACAGGAGACAACUUCCAAUGAAACAUAUGAAGGAGCUGCAUAUUCCCCUGGGACCGUCCACGCCUGCAUAGCAGUUAUUUGUGUACUCUUUAUAAUUACCGUCAUACUAUUUGCUUACAUUGUAAGAAUAAAACUUCAAAGCCGCAAGAAACGAAAGCUAAACAACAACAACAACAACAACAACAACAGCUACAAGAAAAUUGGUCAAGGAAGCAGUGCAUCCGGAAGAGAAUCAGACCAGAAGAGUGGAAUUGAAUUAAAUGAGCUGCUUUCGACCCAGUGAAAGUUUCAUCAUCACCAUCAUCAUUUAACAUCAUCAAUUGAAAAAAAAAAAGAUGUUGUGGACAGAUAAGUGGGAUCCAACAAGGAUGAAAAUAAAAUUAUAAAAAUUAUAAAAUUUAUAGAUUUUUAACACACAUCAACCCUUUCGUUACUAACCCGGCUGAAACCAGCUUUGGCUCUGAGUACAAAUGUCUUGUUUUCAAAAGUUCUGAAUUGAAAUCUUCCACCAAACCUUAGUCACAAUUUAUGUUACUAACACUAGCUUAAUGAUAACUAAGUUAUUUUUCUAAAGUCCAUAUGCUUGUGUGAGGGGAAUAACAUUAUAAACAUUUUUAGUAGCAGCCUGCUAUUAAAUCACUUGGUGGCGGAAUACAACGAAUAAAACG